This is a messenger RNA of Frankliniella occidentalis (western flower thrips), 4647 nucleotides long. Its product is annotated as mucin-12. The transcript has 8 exons. The coding region runs from base 12 to 1898 and encodes 628 amino acids. The record is from RefSeq and is a predicted model, not a curated record. Lineage: Eukaryota; Metazoa; Arthropoda; Insecta; Thysanoptera; Thripidae.
GAUGAGCUAGGAUGGCGGUGCGUGCCGAGCGGCUGCAGCUGUGUGGCGGCCACGGGGGCCACGGCGGCGCGGCCCGCGGCCCGGCGCGCGGCGUGGCGGUGUACAAGCAGGCCCCGCAGCAGCCCAGCAGCCCCAGCCCGAGCCCCAGCCGGGCCCGGGCCCUGCGGCCCCUCAACGCGCUCGCGGCAGCCAAGCGAAAGAGUGCGGUGGAGCUGCUGCAGGAGUCGAAGGCCUUCUACGUCAAGUCGGACUGCGUCCGGGACAGGCAGCAGCGGCUGCAGCGGCCCACCUCCUCGCCGCCAUGCUCGCCCGUGCCCAUGGCGCCCCUGGGGCCGGCGGGGCCCGUGUCGGCGCCCAUCGCCGUCCCCAUGGGGCCGAUGGGCGUGACCAGCGCGGCGCUGCUCUCGCCGCCGCCCAGCCCCAUCCCCAUGUCGUCGCCCUGCACGCCGCUGGGCGCGGAGCCCAUGCCGCCGGCGCCCCCGGGCUUCCAGGAGGGCACGAGUGCCCUGUCGCCCCGCUCCCUCGUGAUGCCCAAGAGCCCUCGCCUGGGAGGCGCCGCGGGGACCACUUGGGCGCAACGGCGCGCCGCCUCGCAGCAGCUGCAGUCGGACCGCCUGCAAACCAAACUCCGGCGCCUGCUCAAUGCAGACUCCAAGGAGAAUGUGUACUAUGAUUCAUCUGGCGGUGGAGAUGAUGACGCUCACACGGUUGCUGGUGAAAGGGCAAUUUCUCGUUAUGGCAGAUCGAAUUCUCAAACACAUCAGGCGUGUCCUUCAAGGACAUGGUCUAACCAAACAUCAGCUUCUCUUCACAAAUCCCUACCUGACUUACAUUCCAGCCCAACUCCAACCCGACAUUCAGUCCCACGUUGGUCAUCUGACAAUAGUAGCAAUCGUGGUAGCUCAACCAGCAGUCAUAGUGGUGAUGGUUGUGGGUAUACAGAUUACAUUCAUAGAAGAAGUGGGAGUCAAAGGGGCAGUCGUUCUCUGCACUACUCUGGUGAUUCAAUGAGUGUUGUUUCUUCUGGUGGACGCACUCAUCAAAGUCAUAGAAGUCAGCCCGCUCCAGGACCUGCCACAAGAGAAAUGUGUGUGGGAGAAUUACGAAGGGGUAAUAGCUCAGGCUCAUCAUCUGGCACCCGUACUCACCGAAGUCAACCUGAGGGGCGGUCAAGAGCAAACACAGUUUCUGAAGCUUUGAUACGCCAGAGCAGUGGGGGCUCUUCAGCUGCUUUAAGUGGCAUGUCUUCCUGGUCUCCACGAUAUAGGUCAAGACCGACCUCACAAUACCAUAGCAUGCGCAAUACAAGUUUGGAGGAAAUGGAUGGAAAUCGUGCAAGUAGAGGGAGCCGUGGAAGUUUAGGUAGCAGAGGCAGCAGUCACAAAAGUGAUCAUGAAAAUUAUUCAUCUCCUCCACAAUGCUCAAGGGUUGCUGAACUCUGUUGGAAUUUUGAGCCACGGAGACCUAUUUUAAGGUCCAAGUCAGAUAUCAGUCACCGUUACUCAGGGUCUGUUAAUGUUCCUUUGUCUCCACCUUGCCAAGAUCCUGCUCAGCUUGAAAUUUUUUUCGAACAAUUAGGGUUGGACAAUACUGAAUUUCGGUAUGUUUCACGGACACGGUCAGACUCCUCUGAUUCCCCUGUCUUCUUCUCAAGUGUUAGUUCAGUAGAUUCCAACAAUGGCGGGUGGAAUGCACCAUGGUCUGCAAGUGGGCUUGCAACUAGUGCUGGAGGCACUACGGGUACCCCAGGGGGCAUGAUGGGCAGCGGCCAUAGUGGAAAGAACGUUGAACAACCAUCCAUUGUUGAGCGUAAUGCCCGUAUUAUUAAAUGGUUAUGCAACUGCCGCAAGGCUCAGAAAGAAAUGUUUCAAACACUUGGGAAUGGAAAUGUGAGCUAAACAAAGGUCUUCGUAAAUACCAUCAAGUCCAAAUACUGACAUUGUAAUACUGUUAUCUAGUAAACCAACACCAUUUUGGUAAAACUGUCAUAUCUUGUUUUUAAGCAUAAAAGUCGUCAUGGUUAAUCAAGAAAACUAUGGAAAUUGCUCAUAUUUCAAUUACAUUUUGUGACCUUAUAUGAAUAGGAUUUUAGCAUUUUUGCUGUAACAGUGCCUGUGGUUUCAGUUUCCAGAAAACUUAAUUUUCAAACCUCUGUACCCUCAGUGCAACAAGAAUUCAACCCUUCCGAUGCAAUAUUCCAAGCCAAAAGGGUUCAAUUCUUUUUGAGGUGUUAGUACGUACCACUGACUGCUAGGUAGCCUUUGUUUCAUAGAGAACAAACCAAUUUCUUGAUUUAGUCUUAAGAAAUUUUCUAUAAUUUUUAUAAUCUUCUUCUCUGACACAUUUUUAAAAAGCUGCUACUUUCAAGAUUUGUUGUUGUAUCCGUUUUAAUAAUUUUUUUGGUAUCAAUACCACCUUUUCAAUUUACUUAUUUUAAAUUGACUGCAAACAAUUCGAUCUUUGAAAAGAGAGUAAGGUAUUUUGUAAUAAAGAGUGUUGCUUUGAAAGUUGCCAUAAAUUUUUCAAAUUGGUGUUGAAUAGAAGAACUAGUCAGUUGGAUUUCUUGACUUAGUUGGAUUUCUUGACUUGGUUGGAUUUCUUGACUUGUUUUAUCCUUCCAAAGUCAUUUCUUCUUGUUGUUUGUUGAAUUUUUUAAGACCAUGGCUGCCUGACCCCAUAAGAGGGUUCCUAUUUUAUUCUUCUUGUAAAUUUUAGUCUUGUUAUAAUGUUGUGUAAUUUCAGUUAUUCAACUCGUAGCCUUGUAUACUCAUGCAUGCAAUCAUCUAGAGUGUUUUUGUCACUCUUUUGAGUAAUAAGACAAUGUAUUGUUUUCAAUAUUCCUUCAAUUUUGCUGUGAUACCUAUCUAAAAGUUGUAACCCCAUGAUAUUUACUCUGGUCACUUCGAUCAAUGUUCUCAAACCAUCUCUAAAGUCCUUUUUUUUGCCUAGACAAUUAUCUGGUUGAUUCAGAAACAAUAAGUAAAGACUGCUCUCCUACCUGGACACAAGCAGUCUGUCGUUUCGACUUCAGCUUUGCUUAAGAUGUACUGUUUACUUCUGAGGCGACGUUUUUCUUACUUUUCUCAAUAUUAGACCUAUGGGUAGUUUGUAGAAUUAAACGUAUGCAUGUGUAUAGUACUUCUACCCUUGUAUUUUUCAAAAUUGAUUUGCGCUGUUUGCGCUCCAGUAUUCUAAAAAAGGUGACUUGCUACUUGAACUCAGUCUAUUAACAUUCCUACAUUGUGCUCAUAAUGCUCAUACUAGUGGAUUUAUCUUCUGAUAUGUAUUUUCUAGGAGGUAGUAUAAUUAAAUGUAGCCCCUUGGGUAUCCACUUUUCAUUAACUAGUCUAGCUCAAACUUUUUUGUGCCCUGAACAAUUAUUCUGUUUCUCUGUAAUAGGGCAAAAUUUUGGAUAUAUGAACAUUUUAAAGUCUAUUUAUUCUGAGUGUCAUGGAGGAAGUAAUGAGAGCGCUAUUACAUGCUCAUACCUUCUAGUCAUGAUACCACUUUGAAAAUACUGGAUAAAGCAGCCUGAUAAUUUUCUGUGAUUGGUUCACAUUUUGUGAGCUAAAUAUGAAAUUAAUUAAUCUUCUGUUUUAACUAACUAUGUAAAUGUUCACAUCAAAUGGUUCCUUUCUAGUUUUCGAUUUUGGUUGCUUUUCUCUGAGGGUACAGUCCCUAAGCCGUCUUAUUUUUCUGUCUGUAUGAUUCUUAGAUGCUAUAAUACUAAUUUGUUGUUAGGUUGUUUUUUGUUUUGUUUUUUUAAUUAAUUACUUUUAAAUUGUGCCUCAUCUGCAAUGAUUGAUAAAUAGGGCUUCAGUUGGCGUGAAUUCUUGGGUAGGGUGUUCCCUCGAAAUUGAUGUCAGCUCUCCUUUGAUGGUACUGGUACAAACUACAUUGUGCAUUAAUCUAGUCCUUUUCCUUGAUGCUUUGUAUGCUGGAACUAAAGCAGGUGAAGUGUCAGUCAGAACUGUUAUAAUUAGAUCUUUCAAUUUGUAUUUGCUGGUAUCCUGUUAUUUGUUAUUCCAAGGCUAUCUCAACAAAUUAACUUAAACUUGUUAUUAAUAUUUUUUUCUGUUACCUUGGUUUACUUUUAAUGAAGAUUUUUUAUUCAUCUGUACUUACCCUAUGACCAAUUGGUUGCUGUACUUAAAUGGACAUACAACUAUCUCAUCCUGUGUUCUCCAAACAUUUUCAAAUAAGAGCUGACCAUGGCCAAUUUCUUAUGAAUAGUCGUUCUCAUUGGUAGAAUUUGUAAAUGUUGUUUUCCAUUACCUCAUUGUGGACUGUUUUUUUGUUGUUUUUUUUACAUAUUUCUCUCCAUAGCUAUGUGUCUUAACUUUUUUAAUUUAAAAUUUGUUGUUCUUUUGCACUUACAAUCCUUUUUGAAGUUGACCUUUGACUUUUCUAGGUUUACCAACUAUUGACUGUGGUCACUUAUGUAAAACAAAAUUUCAAGUAACUCCUCAACUGUUUUUGACUUAAAUUGUUAUGUGCAUAGCACGCCUUAAAUUCAUGAGAAUCAUGAUUGUUAUGAAAGUGUAUUACCAAUGAAUUAUUUACAAUAACUACUAUUAAUACAUCUCAAUAUUUUCUAGCUAGGAACUAUUCUUAUAAAGAAUAAACAAUGAAAAUUUUCCUUUUAAA